ACGUUCGAACAGAAUGAUGUUUGAAUUGGUUAAUAUAUUUUAGGGCUUUGGGAUGGUCGGAUAAAUUAUAGAGUGAGUAUUAUUAUGUUUAUUUAUUUAUUUUUUUUUUUUUAAUGGGACGUCUGGGAUUAUAUGAUGAAGAUCUGUGAAAUUCAAAGUUCUUGGAAGUAUGAUUGAAUUCGGACUGAUCCCGCCACAUUUAGAUGUGCAGAUUUCGUCGGGAUUUUUGGGCGAUAAAAAUGUCAAAAUGUGUUAUUAACGGUACGAGUUCGAAUUUUCUGGCGUUUUGGGUGGGAAAAAUUCAAAAAUCUUGCAGAAUUUCUAUCUUGAAGGGAAUUGGGAUCGUUCAGUUUAACGACGAUAAGGGCGUUAUCAAUGCUGGUUGUCAGCAUGACCUUGAGUCGGAUCUGACCUAUUCCGUUAAUCGCCGGUUGCGUAUCAAUUGACAAGAUGCAAAAGAUAACUAAAGGCAGAUUUUUUUCGACGGUCGGCUUUUUCACUAAGGACAGGUACCAGGUGAAAAGAGGCGAUUUCGGUUAUGUAACAGACAAGGAGCUGAAAGAGUUCGAAUCGAUUUUGGGCAAAGAUCGUGUGCUUACAGAUGAAAAUGAAGUCUCAGCUUACAAUGUAGACUGGUUGAAAACGGUCGCAGGAGAAGGCAAGGUUGUCUUGAAGCCGAAGACGGUCGAAGAGGUAUCGCAGAUAAUGAAGACAUGCCACAGAAGCCGAAUCGCCGUCUGCCCGCAGGGAGGUAAAACCGGCCUGGUCGGCGGAUCUGUACCCGUAUUUGAUGAGGUCAUCAUAUCCACCAGUCUUAUGAACAAGAUAUAUGAUAUAAACCAACUCGGAGGUACGGUAAAAUGCGACAGUGGGUGCAUUCUCGAGAGUCUGGACGAGGCACUCGCGGAUCGGGGGAUGAUGAUGCCGCUUGACUUAGGUGCUAAAGGGAGCUGUCAAAUCGGCGGGAAUAUCUCUACAUCCGCAGGUGGCUUGCGAUUACUAAGGUAUGGGACGAUGCAGGCCAACACGCUUGGACUCGAAGUCGUCCUGGCCGACGGCACCAUCCUCAACAUGUUGAACUCGCUGAGAAAGGACAACACAGGCUACCAUUUAAGGCAGCUUUUCAUUGGAUCAGAAGGAACACUCGGGCUCGUGACGAAAGCCGUGAUCCAGUGCCCUGUACGGCCUAAAUCUGUAAAUCUUUCUUUCCUCGGUUUGCCGAGCUAUGAUGCCGUACUUGCGACUUACAGGCUCGCCAAGGAUAUGCUGUCUGAGACGCUUUCAUCAUGCGAGAUGAUCGACACUCCCAGCUUUGAAUCGGUGCUGACGCUCGGUCUCAAGUCACCGCUUUCCUCCGACUACCCGUUUUACAUGCUGAUUGAGACACACGGCAGCUCUGAGGAGCAUGAUUCGACCAAGAUGACUUCGUUCCUUGAGCGUUGCAUGGAAGAGGGGCACGUCUUGGAUGGCACAUUCUCCAACGAACCAUCGCGCAUGCAUAAUAUAUGGCAAUUGAGAGAGAGGAUAGCGGAAUCGAUGGCAAAGAAUCACUAUAUCUUCAAAUAUGACAUAACACUACCGCUCGAGAAGUUCUACGAGGUGACCCGAGUGAUGAAAGAGCAUAUGAGCAAAUUUGGGAGCCGGGUAGAGGUCACUGGCUUCGGCCACCUUGGCGACGGAAACAUGCACCUCAACUUACUCACCGACAAGUACGACCCAGAAGUUGAGAAGCACAUCGAACCGUUCAUAUUCGAGUGGACCGCGUCCGUUGGAGGGAGCAUCUCCGCCGAGCAUGGCAUAGGUUUCAAAAAGGCCAAAUACCUCCACUACUCAAAGUCGACCGAGGCUAUUGCCCUCAUGAGGCACAUAAAGGGCGUCAUGGACCCAAAAGGAAUUCUCAACCCAUACAAAGUCCUCGCAUGAUAUUAUUAUUAUUAUUAUU
Molecule: messenger RNA, 1942 nt
Organism: Cimex lectularius (bed bug)
Lineage: Eukaryota; Metazoa; Arthropoda; Insecta; Hemiptera; Cimicidae
Gene: D2hgdh
Product: D-2-hydroxyglutarate dehydrogenase, mitochondrial
Exons: 6
Coding region: 451-1923 (490 amino acids)
Cellular component (GO): mitochondrion
Molecular function (GO): FAD binding; catalytic activity
Source: RefSeq, a predicted model, not a curated record